UGGAGAGUUUCACCAUUUUCAAAACAACAUGAUGAAAUUCAAAUUAAUUAGGUUGUGAACUUCAUCAUUUUUUUUUCUUAAAAGAAAAGUAACACCACAUGUUCGCCGUGCAAGUCACAUAUAGAAAAGGGAGCUCUUUGAUGCAGUAAUGGUGGAAUGGUAAUCCGUAGAUAACAGCGUCGACGAUGACUCCUUUCUUUUUCUAGAAAAGUGGAUGAAUAUUGCCUGCUGUGCUACAUUGUUCUCGAAUUACAGCUGGUAUUUGGCCCAGUCAUUGACUUCAGAGCGGGCCCAUUUCUUCAUUGUUGACUUUCUCAACUCAGAAUGCCCAUCUAUUCGCCGAUUCCGAAGUCAAAGGGAGUAGCAAAUUUCUAUUUUGCCCUUUUCACAACUAGCAAUGUCGCCCGUCUCGUAUAAACAGUUAGCCCUGUACUCCAUUUCUCUUCACCCUUUUCAAGCUUUGCACCACUUUUUUCUUAAACUUUGAUCAUGUCACCUGCUGUCGCAACCAACGGCUUCCCUAUCACCCGCAGGGAGGAAUUCCCCAGCGUUCUCCCCUCCGCCGGCUACAGUGAACUCCAAAGUUACCGAUUGAACCACAGCCCUCCCCUUCCAUCUAUCCUUAAAAACUCCUUCAAAGUCGUCGAUGGCCCCCCUACCUCUGCUGCUGCAAACCCAAAUGAGAUAGCGAACUUGUUUCCAAAUCUUUAUGGACAACCAUCGGUUUCGUUGGUUCCGGGUCAUUCUGAGGUGAAGGGUCAGAGUUUGAAGAUUGGAGUUGUCUUAUCUGGAGGCCAAGCUCCUGGUGGACACAAUGUGAUAGCUGGGAUUUUCGACUACUUGCAAGAACGCGCAAAAGGAAGUAUACUUUAUGGGUUUAAGGGCGGUCCAGCAGGCAUCAUGAAGUGCAAAUAUGCUAGGCUGACUACAGAGUUAAUUUAUCUUUACAGAAACCAGGGUGGCUUUCAUAUGAUUUGCAGUGGUAGAGACAAAAUUGAAACUCCAGAACAGUUUAAGCAAGCUGAAGAAACAGUGAAGAAGCUUGAUUUGGAUGGGCUUGUUGUCAUUGGUGGGGAUGACUCAAACACAAAUGCUUGCCUUCUUGCUGAGAACUUUAGGAGUAAAAAUAUGAAGACACAAGUUAUUGGAUGCCCAAAGACCAUUGAUGGCGAUUUGAAAUGCAAAGAGGUGCCUAUAAGUUUUGGAUUUGACACUGCAUGCAAGAUAUACUCAGAGACGAUUGGAAAUGUCAUGACAGAUGCUCGUUCAACUGGAAAAUACUACCACUUCAUAAGGCUCAUGGGCCGUGCAGCUUCUCACAUAACAUUGGAAUGUGCUUUGCAGACUCACCCAAACAUCGCGCUUAUUGGAGAAGAGGUUGCUGCCAAGAAGCUAACAAUGAAGAAUGUUACAAAUUAUAUUACAGAUAUAAUUUGCAAACGUAUGGAACUUGGCUUUAAUUAUGGUGUAAUACUUUUACCAGAAGGGCUUAUUGAUUUUAUUCCUGAGGUAAAACAACUUAUUGCUGAGCUAAAUGAAAUUUUAGCUCAUGGUAUAAUUGAUAAAGCUGGGAUGUGGAAAAGGAAACUUCGAAGCCAAUCUCAAGAGCUUUUUGAGUUCCUACCUCAAGCGAUUCAGGAGCAGUUGCUGCUUGAAAGAGAUCCACAUGGGAAUGUGCAGGUUGCCAAGAUAGAAACAGAAAAAAUGCUCAUCGAAAUGGUGGAAGCUGAAUUGGAUCAAAGGAAACAAAAUGGCGCAUACAAGGGAAAAUUUCAAGCGCAGCCCCACUUUUUUGGCUAUGAGGGUAGAUGUGGUUUUCCAACAAACUUUGAUGCAAACUACUGUUAUGCAUUGGGUUAUGCUACUGGAGCCCUCCUUCGUUCUGGAAAAACUGGAUUGAUUUCAUCGGUUGGUAAUUUGAUUGCUCCAGUAGAUGAAUGGACUGUUGGAGGAACAGCAUUAACAUCCUUAAUGGACGUUGAGCGGAGACAUGGGAAGUUCAAGCCCGUAAUUAAGAAGGCAAUGGUGGACCUUGAAGGUGCACCAUUCAUGAAAUUUGCAUCAUUGCGAGACGAUUGGACCCUUAAAAAUCGAUAUAUAAGCCCAGGUCCUAUUCAGUUCGUUGGCCCUUUUGCAAAUAAAAUCAACUACACUCUCACGUUGGAACUUGGGGCAUAGUUUCAUUUCUUUUAACAACGAGCAUGUCUCAACAUCCAAUAACCUUUUUUUUUUUCCAACAAAAAUAAUCAAGACAUUAAUGUAAAUAAAUUCACUUUGUUUGGCACUCUCCAUAGACAGAACGUUGAAUUUUUAAUGCUUGGAGUUUGGACAGGAAUCGAAUUGUUUCCUUUUGUAAAAAAGAUCAAUAAAGUUAAAAACAAUGGCUGUUCUUUGGUGGGAGAAAUGAUCAACGGCCUUAUUAGGUUCAUUGCUAGAAUUAGAGCCUCAAAAACAGUUGAUAACCCAGUUUUAACUUCAACCUGGCGAUUCUAUUGCUUACUGUCACCUUCUCCGUCUCCCUUUCCUCCCAACAACAAACUCUUUGUAGCAGGUCUCCUCUUUUCUCUCUUUCAUUCUCAUAAUCCUAUUUUGGCAACGUCUCUGAAGGUUAGUAGAGUCGUUUAGGUGUUCGACGAAUUGUCUGAAUGAUCUCAGUGUCAAAAACUAAAUUUUGUUAAUCAUAACGAAAUAAAAUUUUCCUAGUCUUCUGGGAGAAAACGAGAGUAAGACUUUGUUUUUUCAUGAAGAUAUAACUUGUAAAAUGAUUUUCUUUAUUUUCUUAUAUUCACAGCAUCACAGGCAUAUGAAUUCACACAGAAAAAGUCUUCUAUUUUUUUUUUUUUAUGACCAAUCAAAAUUCAAGCUCAAACAUACAUAAUUAAUACCCACUAACUUUGAUCAAUCACUCCAUUAUCAGCCAUGAGCAACUUUAAUGGCCAAGAAGUAUAAUUGGUGAUGUUCGCUAAAAUUACCAGUCUUUCGGUCCAUUUCAAAGGAUUAUAAGAUAUAUAACUUAUUUUCUAUUGCAUACCAAAUAUUUCCAUUGGAAAAUAUCAGAGAAAUGUGUGCUAAUAAAACGAAUAAAACCUGACCUUAAGCUCAUUUGAGGAAACAACAAUACCAUCUGAAGGUUGCCCCACCGAAUGACUUGGACAUGUUCAAACCUGAACUUGAAGCUUGCUCACAUUUUUUUUAAAUGGUAAUAAUUUUUGCAGUUAAAUCAUCCUUUAGCCUGUUCUACCUACCACUAUGAUUGCUCUCUGAUCCUGCUGAUGUUUCCUUUUCUAGUGAGGACAAUGUAUGACAAAGACACCGGUAGGUCAAUAGGCUUUGGGUUUGUUCACUUUUCUAAAGAAGAUGCAAAAGAGGCUAUGGAAGAAAAGUUAUGCAAAUUAUUUUGAUACUGUUGAACCUGAAGUCAUCUUCUCUAGGAGAUCAUUUAUGGGAUAUUGGAAACUACUUCCGCUGAUAUAUAUUUUAUUUGGCAGCAGGAUUGUUAGGUCGACUGCUAGGGAUUAGCUUUGCUCUUGAAAAGGUUCGUGGUGCUCCGGUUGUUGUCCCUCGCCUGCCUAACGCUUGAAUUUUCUCUAACGGGAAGGCUUGAACUUUGUAAGUACUUUCAAUCUUCUUAUCUUUAAGGAGGGUUAGAGCAGUGAUGCUGCAGUGGAGGGUGAUGAACUAAAUUGGGAUAAUAUGCCAAAAAUAAAAUGGCAUAAUCAAUAAGCUAUAGGAGUUGAAACAUAUGAUAAAAAAUA
Molecule: messenger RNA, 3755 nt
Organism: Durio zibethinus
Lineage: Eukaryota; Viridiplantae; Streptophyta; Magnoliopsida; Malvales; Malvaceae
Product: pyrophosphate--fructose 6-phosphate 1-phosphotransferase subunit beta-like
Biological process (GO): fructose 6-phosphate metabolic process; glycolytic process; response to glucose
Cellular component (GO): cytosol
Molecular function (GO): 6-phosphofructokinase activity; diphosphate-fructose-6-phosphate 1-phosphotransferase activity; ATP binding
Source: RefSeq, a predicted model, not a curated record